Carassius gibelio (silver crucian carp) is the source of this 3637-nucleotide messenger RNA. It is a transcript of the gene ntm, whose product is annotated as neurotrimin. The coding region runs from base 302 to 1459 and encodes 385 amino acids. The transcript is spliced from 9 exons. The record is from RefSeq and is a predicted model, not a curated record. NCBI's taxonomy places the organism in Eukaryota, Metazoa, Chordata, Actinopteri, Cypriniformes, Cyprinidae. Gene Ontology annotation, cellular component: neuron projection; cell-cell junction. Gene Ontology annotation, biological process: cell-cell adhesion. Gene Ontology annotation, molecular function: cell adhesion molecule binding.
GUAAGGAAAAAAAGGUGGAUAUUGAGCUCGGAUAUUAAAAGGACCCAAGAAAGCAGAAAGAUUGAGGGCACCACUAAAGUGUACAUUUCAUUCAUACGUUGUUUUGUUUUGUUUUAUUUUACCCCCAUUUCCAUGGCGGCUGCACGGCGCGGUCAUCAAUAAACGCUCUGUACUGAGUACGCGAGGGAUUUUGUCUACCUAGGGAGGAAAUCUGGAUUAACAGAUGAACUGUAAUGGCUAACUAACGCGUUUCUCUUUGGGACUGCUGUGAACGGAUUUCCACUCCGAGAGAGCUCCGCAGAUGAAGAUGGUUGUGUGUGGAUGCUGUGCGGCGUCCUGGAGGAGGUGUGUGGUGAUGAGUCUCAGACUGCUGUUCCUUCUCCCCGCAGGUCUGCCUGUCCGAAGCCAAGGAGAAUCCCAGUCCGAUAACAAACAGAUGGACAAUAUCACCAUCAGACAAGGAGAGCCGCUCUUCCUCAGUUGCGCACAAGGGGACUUAGUGACGCACACAGCGUGGCUCAACAGAUCAAGUAUACUCUACGCCGGAGAGGAUAAGUGGUCCGUGGACCCCCGGGUGAGUUUGGUUACUCUGAACCAGGAUGAGUUCACCAUCAAAAUUGAGGAUGUGGACUUGACAGACGAGGGCCAAUACAUCUGCGCGGUGCAGACUAGCAGCAGACCCCGGACCACAUCCGUGCACAUCAUAGUUCAAGUUCCUCCAAAGAUCGUGAACCUGUCGAAGGACCUUGUGGUGAAUGAAGGCUCCAACGUGACUUUAAUGUGCCUGGCUAACGGAAAACCAGAACCUGCCAUCGGCUGGAGGAUGUUAUCACCUUCAGAUGACAGCCUAAGCUCAGACAGUGAGGUUCUGGAGAUUCCAUUCAUCAGCAGAUACAGAGCAGGAGUGUAUGAAUGCACCGCAGCCAACGACAUUGCAGUGGACACACAGACUGUUGAGCUCACGGUCAACUACCCUCCCAGUGUUUCAGAUGGCAGAGAUGUUGGCGUGACCCUGGGUCAGAGAGGUGUCCUGCAGUGUGAAGCAGAUGCUGUACCCGAGGCAGACUUUGAGUGGUACAGAGAUGACAGGAGGAUCUUCAAUGGCUUUGAUGGCAUUGAGAUCGAGGAUGCCGGAGCAUUUUCAAAGCUGACAUUCUUCAACGUGUCCGAGGCAGACUAUGGCAAUUACACCUGCGUUGCUACCAACAAACUUGGGAGCGCUAACACAAGCAUCAUCCUGUAUGAAAUAAUUGAACCCACUAGUUCGACGCUAUUGCAAGCGGAGACGGCUUCAGUUUUAGAAAUGACUUCAUCCGAUUUAGAGCAAACCACCUUUGAAAACAAUGAUUUGUUGGAAGGACCCGGAGCAGUUCAGGAUGGCAACAGCGGCACGUCAACCGUCUUCACUCCCACCUGUCUACUUCUCGUCGUACUUCUACAACUCUUGCUCAAGUUUUGAUGCCGAACAUGUUUCCAGUGGCUAAAGAUCAGUUUGUGUGACAUCGCUCUCAUCUUGGAGUCACAAAGCGUGCAUGGGUUACCGAAAAUGCCCAAAAAUGUGCAUGGGGUACCCAAGUACUUCCUUUUAAUAAUGUAAUCAUGCAUUCCUUUUGUUUAUAAUAGUUUAAUAAUGUAACUUCUCUUACAUUGCUAAUUGUCACACUGUUUUGCCCCACUGAAUAGGGUUUGUAUCCACUAAAAGCAAAUGACAGAGAGGCAUGUUUAAUUUGAAAUAUUUAAUAUAAUUUAUUUUUGUGACUCUCAUUUUAAUUUAACUCUGUAACCCUUAAGAUUUCAUACAGAAUACAGUGCGACUGGGGAGUAAAUCAUUCAAGUCAACGGCAUGCGAUAAGGAAGGGCGUAUGUCUCCAUUUUGUUUUUGUUUUUUAUUGUCGCUAUAUUUUUACUGUAUCAUAACUGUACAGCCGAGCAAAAUAAGCAGCAAAAAAGACGCAAACAUAUUUUUUUGAGUACUUCUAAUCUUUAUUUCACCAUUUAACACACACAAAACAAUGCAGUACAAAUCAUUUAGUUUUGAUUUUUAUGUUUUGAUGACCAGAAUGACACAGUUGGACUAUGCAGAACCAUAUAAAAGCUGUAUAUUAAAUGGGUUUAUUUACAUCACACAGUAAUAAAUCAAAUGUUGGAAACAUUUUAGUAUAUAUGGAAUGGCAAUGUAUGAAUUGAAAUUGGAAAAUGAAGCAUGCAUUUGGAGCUUUGUUGCAGGUGUAAUGCAAACUUAUUGAAUCUAAUUUGAAAGCCCAAAGAGCAAUCUGCUAAUACACGCGGAGUUUUAUUUUUGUUGCCACAAUAGAUUUAAUUAUUAUUAUUCUGUCCAGAGUUAUACAAACCAAACCGGGCGCUUAAAUGUUCAUUAUUUAAACACGUUGUUCCUGCUAACAUCUCUGUAUAUGUAUAUGCAUAUAUAUAACUUGUACAAAGGGAAAAUAUGCACACUUGUUUUUACUAAAAUUGUGAAACUGUUUAAUACAAUGCAGCGAUUCCUAUUUUUUGUUAUUCCCUUUUUCUGAAGCUGUGUAAUUUAUUUCUCAACUGGUAUUAUGGUAGAUACCAGCUCAUUGCAGUUUCUCAUUGUGAAAUCUGAUGUCUAAAUAUUGUGCUUUAUAUAAAAAGCAGACGAGACUCGUUGGCCUUCAUCAUUUCAUCAGAUCUCAUCUCAUCUGAUGUCCAGACAUCCUUUGUAUUCUAGAAAAAAAAAAGAGAAUUGAUUUAAAGUUGGUGUUGACCUCAAAUCUAUAUUGCGAUUUUCUUCUCUAUUUUUUCGGUUAUAUUUGAUAGGAUGUAUGCGUAAUGUUUCCCUUUUUUUAUUUAAAGGAAUAGUUCUGCCAAAGAUUAAAACUCUCAUCAUUUAUUCACCCUCAUGCUUUUCCAAAGACAUUCAUUUUUCAGAACAACUUGCGAUUUACGGAAGAAGAAAAUCAUCCAGGUUUUGAAAUGACUUGAGGGUGAGUAAAUGAUGGCAGUUUUCAUUUUUGUUCGAACAGUUCUUUAAAUAUCAUGAAUCACGUAUCCGAUGGAAAUUAGUCUAAGCACAAGAUGUAUGUUAAUGAAAGGGAAUGUGAUGAUGUGCAGUUUAGUGGGUGACGCUGUGUUUUCUUUCUCCAAACUAGUAUUGUUCAGCAUUAUGCCAUUAUUUUAUUUUCUCUGUUUUUCUUUAAGAUAUAGGGACCACAACCAGAUUUAGAACAGUUUAAGCAUUUCAUACAUCUGUGAGACUAAUUUUAUGGCAAUGUUUUAAUUUAGAAAAUCACAAAAUGUACAACCCGUCGUGAUAAUGUCUGUGAGUUCCUGCGUGGAAAAGAUUUCGGAUCAAGGCUGAUCGAAGAGCGAGAGAUCAAUAAAUGCACCGUAUUAACAGAAACUCAAGGCUCAUCUGUUCACGGCUCUAAUUCAAUUCUCAUGUCCAACUUGAUGUAAGGAUUGACUUAAUUCCCACCACCCAACCUUUAAAACAACAGACCUCUGGUGAUCUCUGGUGGUUCCCUGGAGAGGAUCAAAUUGAGGAUUUUAACUCCAUGUAUUGUAAAGAAUUUGUUGCGUCAUAUGUUUUUCCUUUAAUGGAGAUGGUGUGUUCAUAUUUAAGACUUACAAUAAUAAAAUGUUGUAUCAAACAGAA